AUGAAUCUCCCCGUUUUGACACUGCAAAUGCGGCGUGUUUUCUUUGUCUUGUUGGUAACUGGCUUGGUGGUAGUGGUACUUUCUGGUUUAUUGAUCAGUGUGAUCAAACAUGUUGAGCAUAAUGUUUAUGUACUUGCUUUUUCGGAGAGUGGGUUAAUCAACCUUGUUCACAAGGAUUGCAGUAUGGCAAUCGUCCUCCUGAUUUUGAUGAUUGUCAUUAUGGCUGUCUUCCUCUUUAGUUAUUUUUUCCUAAUGCUGGCUGCUGCCAAACGGGAGAUUCAACUUUGUACCAAACUCAUAAAACAAGAUGAGGCAAUUCGACAAGCUGAGACAAAGAGUAUGAAAAAAUCUGAUGCAAUUACAAGUGCAAGCCAUGAUGUUCGUAAUGCUCUUGCUUGCAUGACUGAAUUGAUCAAGAUAUCCUGCAAUGAAGUUUCCCAGGGCUCCGAAAUAAAGAAAUAUCUAACACAAAUGGAUGCAUGUACUAAACACCUCUUAGGUAUUUUGAACUCUAUUCUUGAUAAAAGCAAAAUUGAAGCGGGUAAGAUGGUCCUUGAAGAUGAGGAAUUUGACAUAUUCCAACUUGUUGAAGAGGUAAUCGAUUUCUUUCUUCCAUCGGGUUUAAAGAAGGGCAUAGAUGUGGUGUUGGAUCCUUAUGAUUGCUCUCUCCUAAAGUUUGCACACGUGAGCGGUGAUAGGAGAAGGCUUAAGCAAAUAUUAUGCAACUUAUUAGGGAAUGCUGUCAAAUUUACUUCAGAGGGACAAGUCACAGUUCGUGCUUGGGUUCAGAAACCUAGUUUCAUGAAUUCAAUCACUGCGCAUGCUGAUUCUGAUCAGAAUAAUGGUUUCUUGAAGCAUUUGUUGUGUUUUUUGAACAAGACCAAAGAACAGUCAGAUGGCAUAAAAGCAGUGAUUGGUGUUCAACAUGAUCCAAAUUAUUUGGAAUUUGUUUUUGAGGUGAAUGAUUCAGGGAGGGGAAUUCCCAAGGAGAAGCAAAAAGAAGUGUUUGAAAACUAUGUCCAAGUCAAAGAAAAAGCUCAUGGAGAAGGAGGUACUGGCUUAGGACUUGGUAUCGUUCAGUCUCUGGUACGCUUGAUGCACGGAGAAAUAGGAAUUGUGGACAAGGAGAUUGGUGAAAAAGGGACAUGCUUCAGGUUUAAUGUUCUCCUGAGAGCUAUUAAUCUGCGUGAGGAUCAUAUAAAAUUACAACAAGACCUUGAAUUGGGAGGUGACCCUAGUUGUGAUGACAGAGAUCAACAAUUGGGAUUAAUAGCAAAUGCAAACCCCAGGUUGACCAUAAUUCCUAGUCCAAAUCUCACACCAAUUGGCAGUCCUAGGUUGAAUGUAUUCCGCAGCACCCCUAGUAGUGCUAAGGUAGAGGAAUCCAUUGUUGUACUACUGAUUAAAAAUGAAGAGCGGCGGAGAAUAGUUUACCAGUUCAUGAAGAGCAGCCUUGGGAUAAAGGUAUCAGUGGUAGAACAAUGGGGACAACUAGCUCAUACUCUCAAGAAAGUAGAACACAUGAAGAUGAAGGGUCAUCCUAGUUCGUCUUCAGGAAUAUCUGAUUUGGGUCUGCAGGACUGCUUGAGCAAAUCUACCUCAUGCAACUCCGGUAAUAUAGCAAAGGAGGUGCACCCUUUAAUGAGUGCUAUGGAUGAAACGUACAAUAAUGUGUGCUCUCUAUUUAAGAAGACGACUACCAAUGUUAGUGGUGCACCCGCCUUUAUAUUGCUAGUGAUAGAUACGACAGCUGGACCAUAUCUGCAAUUAUGUAAGAUUAUAACUGAGUUCAAAAGAGGCCUUCAAAAUACUUGGUGCAGGACCGUUUGGUUAGAAAAUCCGCAGUCUCAUAGAUUAAUGGACUUGAGUAGCCUUGAUCCGGAUGAUGUCAUCAUAAAACGGGCACUUCAUGGUACUUGUCUUUUCGAAGUGGUAAGAUUUCUUCCAGAGUAUGGGGGUGCACUACCAAAUAGAUCAGCAGGGGACACAUUUCAGGUUGGAUCAAAAAAAGUCUCUCGAGCUCCUAGUUCAUCAAGAUAUCAGUUACAUACUGAUGAUGAAUCUGAUAUCUCAUCUUCACCAAUCCAAUGUCAUGAUCAGUCCCAUAAUGUUGGCUCUACAUCAAGAAACUCACCGGUUGGUCAUGAUCACCCACAUCCACAUAGAGAAACACAUGAACAUGGUAAUCCGAGCACAGCCUUGAGUGGGAAAAAAAUUUUGGUUGCCGAGGAUGAUGAGCUUUUGAGCUAUUUGGCUAUGAGAAUUCUGUUAAAGGAGGGAGCAACUGUGAAGCUUUGUAAAAAUGGAAGAGAAGCUCUAGAUGUAAUUCGCAUAGAUCUCGACAACCAAGGGAAACAUGAAUAUGAUUUUGUACUAAUGGACUGUCAGAUGCCAGAAAUGGAUGGAUUUGAAGCAACAAGGGAGAUAAGGAAAGUAGAGAAAACUCACCAUGUUCGCAUUCCGAUCAUUGCAUUAACAGCUCAUACACCAGGCGAGGAAACAAGACGGAUGUUGGAGGCCGGCAUGGAUGACUAUUUGAGCAAACCCUUGGAAAAGGAUCGUCUACUUGAAACAAUGGGUAGACUGGUAGGCAAGUAG
This is a messenger RNA of Rosa chinensis, 2598 nucleotides long. Its product is annotated as histidine kinase CKI1. Gene Ontology annotation, cellular component: nucleus. Gene Ontology annotation, molecular function: phosphorelay sensor kinase activity. The record is from RefSeq and is a predicted model, not a curated record. Bases 1 to 2598 code for a protein of 865 amino acids. Gene Ontology annotation, biological process: phosphorylation; phosphorelay signal transduction system. The transcript has 6 exons. Lineage: Eukaryota; Viridiplantae; Streptophyta; Magnoliopsida; Rosales; Rosaceae.